Messenger RNA from Salpingoeca rosetta, 5752 nucleotides. RefSeq names its product clathrin. Lineage: Eukaryota; Choanoflagellata; Craspedida; Salpingoecidae. Gene Ontology annotation, biological process: intracellular protein transport; receptor-mediated endocytosis. Gene Ontology annotation, molecular function: clathrin light chain binding; structural molecule activity. The transcript has 11 exons. Gene Ontology annotation, cellular component: clathrin coat of coated pit; clathrin complex; clathrin coat of trans-Golgi network vesicle. The record is from RefSeq and is a predicted model, not a curated record. The coding region runs from base 161 to 5164 and encodes 1667 amino acids.
CACACACACACACACACACACACACAAGAGCAGUCAGUGCCAUCCGCUUCCCUCCAACCACCACCACCCACCAAGACGCAAGAAGGAAGGAGAAGAAGAAGAAGAGAAGGUCCAUUUCCACUGCUGUGUUUGAGCUGUCCACACACCCAAGAGCCCAACCAUGGCUGGCAUCCCCGUCAAGUUCCUGGAGGUUCUCCAGGUCAAGAGCCUGGGCAUUGCUGAGGGCAGCAUUGCUUUUGCCACGCUGACGAUGGAGUCUGAAAAGUACAUUUGCGUGCGUGAGGAGAGUGGCGGCAAGAACGAGGUGGCCAUCAUCGACGUCGCCGCCGGCUCCGUCGACCGCAAGCCCAUCAAGGCCGACUCUGCCAUCAUGAACCCGUCGUCCAAGAUCAUCGCCCUCAAGGCCGGCAAAACGCUGCAGAUCUUCAACCUCGACCUCAAGCAGAAGGUCAAGUCGUGCAACAUGGUGCAGGACGUGGAGUUCUGGAAGUGGCUUGACGACACCACGCUCGGCCUCGUCACCCCAACAGACGUCUUCCACUGGUCCCUGGACGACGACAAGGAGCCCACCAAGGUGUUCACGCGCGAUGCCUCGCUCAACGGCUGUCAGAUUAUCAACUACCGCGCCAACGCCAGCAAGACGUGGGUGCUGCUCAUGGGCAUUGCCCCGCGUGACGGCCGCGUCGCAGGAUUCAUGCAGCUCUACUCCACCGAGCGCAAGGCGAGCCAGUCCAUUGACGGGCACGUGGGCACGUUCAUCAACUACCGCAUGCAAGGCAACCCGGAGGACUCUGGCCUGCUGUGCCUUGCCUCUCGCACGGCCGCUGGUGGCAAGCUGCACAUUCUGGAGGUGGGCGCAACCCCAGCCGGCAACCGCGCCUUUGAGAAGAAGGCAAAGGAGAUUGAGUUUGCCCCAGACGCCGCCACCGACUUUCCCGUCGCCAUCCAGGCAAGCCCCAAGUACAGCGUGAUUUUCCUCAUCACCAAGUUUGGCUACCUGCACGUGUACGACCUUGAGACGGGCUCUGUCAUCUUCAAGAACCGCAUCACGCAGAGCACCAUCUUCGUCACGGCGUACAACUCCAACAACGGCGGCAUCAUUGGCGUCAACCGCGCCGGCCAGGUCCUCACCGUCACCAUUGACGAGGACAACAUCGUGCCAUACAUCACCUCCCAGCUCAAGAACCCGCAGCUGGCCCUCAGCCUCGCUGUGCGCGGCAACCUCCCUGGCGCGGAGGAGGUGUUCACCACGCAGUUCAACCAGCAGUACGCCGCGGGCAACUUUGACCAGGCGGCCAUCACCGCUGCCCAGGCACCAAAGGGCGUUCUCCGCAACGCCGAGACGAUGCGCAAGCUGCAGCAGGCGCCCGUGUCCCCCGGCCAGCAGAGCCCGCUGCUCAAGUACUUUAGCACGCUGCUGGAGACGUCGAAGCUGAACAAGCAGGAGGCGAUUGAGCUGUGCCGCCCCGUCAUCCAGCAGAACAGGACCGAGCUCAUCGAGAAGUGGCUCAAGGAGGACAAGCUGGAGUGCUCUGAGGAGCUUGGCGACAUGAUCAAGCCCAUCUCGCCCAAGUUUGCGCUGUCCGUGUACCUGCGCGCCGAGGCGUCUGCCAAGGUCGUGCAGUGCUUUGCGGAGACAGGCGAGUUUGAGAAGAUUGUGCUGUACUCGCAGAAGGUUGGCUACACGCCAGAUUACGUGUACAUCCUGCGCAUGAUUCUCCGCAGCAACCCGGACAAGGCGGCCGACUAUGCCAAGAGCCUGGUGAACCAGGACCCGCCCCUCGCCGACAUCAACCAGAUUGUCGACGCGUUUGCGGAGAUGAACCUGGUGCAGCCGUGCACGGCGUUUCUGCUGGAGGCGCUCAAGGGCGACAAGGACGAGCACGCGCAGCUGCAGACGCGCCUGCUGGAGAUGAACCUCCGCGCCGCGCCGCAGGUUGCCGAUGCCAUUCUCGGCAACAAGAUGUUCACCAAGUACGACAAGCAGCACAUUGCGCAGCUGUGCGAGCAGGCCGGCCUCCUCACCCGCGCCCUGGAGAACUACACUGACCUCUUUGACAUCAAGCGCGCCAUCAUCCACACGCACCUGCUCAAGCCCGAGUUUCUCAUCUCGUACUUUGGCACGCUGAGCGUGGAGAACGCGCUCGAAUGCCUCAAGGAGAUGCUCUCCAAGAACAUUCGCCAGAACCUGCAGAUUUGCGUGCAGAUUGCCGCCAAGUACCACGAACACCUCACCACCACCGCGCUCAUUGACCUCUUUGAGUCGUUCAAGUCGUUUGAGGGCCUGUUUUACUUUCUCGGCGCGAUUGUCAACGCGUCCGAGGAUGCGGAGGUGCACUUCAAGUACAUUGAGGCUGCCUGCAAGACGGGCCAGAUCAAGGAGGUUGAGCGUAUCUGCCGUGAGAGCAACUUCUACGACCCGGAGCGCGUCAAGAACUUUUUGAAGGAGGCCAAGCUCUCGGACCAGCUCCCGCUCAUCAUCGUCUGCGACAGGUUCGACUUUGUGCACGACCUUGUCAUGUACCUGUACAAGAACGACCUGAAGAAGUACAUCGAGGUGUACGUGACCAAGGUCAACUCGAAGCGCCUGCCGCAGGUGGUUGGCGGCCUGCUCGAUGUUGACUGCAGCGAGGACGUCAUCAAGAACCUCAUCUCCGUUGUGCGCGGCGAGUUCUCCACGGACCAGCUUGUGGAGGAGGCGGAGAAGCGCAACCGCCUCAAGCUGCUGCUGCCCUGGCUCGAGUCGCGCAUCCACGAGGGCGUCACGGAGCCCGCCACCCACAACGCCCUGGCCAAGAUCUACAUUGACGCCAACAACAACGCCGAGCGCUUCCUGCGCGAGAACGAGCACUACGACAGCCUCGUUGUGGGCAAGUACUGCGAGAAGCGCGACCCGCAGCUGGCGUUUGUGGCCUACGAGCGCGGCAAGUGCGACCAGGAGCUGAUUGAGGUGUGCCACGCCAACAACCUGUACAAGAACGAGGCGCGCUACCUCGUUGCCCGCCGCGACGACGAGCUGUGGGCGCAGGUGCUUGACCCCGAGAAUGAGCACCGCCGCCCGCUGGUUGACCAGGUGGUGCAGACGGCGCUGCACGAGAGCCACGAUCCGGACGACGUGUCCUCCACGGUCAAGGCGUUUAUGGCGGCCAAGCUGCCCAACGAGCUCAUUGAGCUCCUGGAGAAGCUGGUCAUGGGUGACUCGGCCUUCAGCUCCAACAAGAACCUGCAGAACCUGCUCAUCCACACGGCGAUUGAGGCCGACGCGUCGCGCGUGAUGGAGUACAUCAACCGCCUGGACAACUACGACGCCCCGGACGUCGCCGCCAUCGCCAUUGAGUCGUCCCUCUUUGAGGAGGCGUUUGCCAUCUUCCAGAAGUUUGACGUGCCCACGGAGGCCAUCAAGGUGCUCAUUGACCACAUCAAGAACCUGGACCGCGCGUACGAGUUUGCCGAGCGCGUCAACGACGGCGACGUGUGGUCGCUGCUCGCCGGCGCCCAGCUGCGCGACGGCAUGGUGAAGGAGGCGAUUGACUCGUACAUCAAGGCCGACGACCCGACCACGUACAAGCAGGUGGUUGCCGCCGCCAACGAGAGCGGCAACUUUGAGGAGCUGGUCAAGUACCUGCAGAUGGCGCGCAAGAAGGCACGCGACGCGUCUGUCGAGACGGAGCUCGUGUUUGCCUUUGCCAAGACCAACCGGCUGGCGGACAUGGAGGAGUUUAUCACAGAGGCCAACCUGGCCAACGUGCAGGAGGUUGGCGACCGCUGCUACCAGAACGGCAUGUACGAGGCUGCCAAGAUUCUCUACACCAACGUGUCGGACUUUGGCCGCCUGUCGUCGACGCUUGUCUUCCUUGGCGAGUACCAGGCUGCCGUGGACGCCGCACGCAAGGCCAACAACACGCGCAGCUGGAAGGAGGUGUGCUUUGCCUGCGUGGAGCACGGCGAGUUCAAGAUGGCGCAGAUUUGCGGCCUGCACAUUGUGGUGCACGCGGACGAGCUUGACGAGGUGAUCAACUACUACCUGUCGCGCGGCCACUUCCACGAGCUCAUUGCCCUGCUGGAGGCCGGCCUCAACCUUGAGCGCGCCCACAUGGGCAUGUUCACGGAGCUUGCCAUCCUGUACUCCAAGUACGCGCCGGAGAAGAUGUCCGAGUACCUCAACAUGUACUGGUCGCGCGUCAACAUCCCCAAGGUGCUGCGGGCGGCGGAGAACGCGCACCUGUGGGACGAGCUCGUGUUCCUGUACGGCAAGUAUGAGGAGUACGACAACGCCAUCCUCACCAUGAUGAACCACCCGUCGGAGGCGUGGAAGCACAAGACGCUGCUGGAGAUGGUGCCCAAGGUUGCCAACACGGAGAUUUUCUACAAGGCCGUUGACUUUUACCUCGAGUUUAAGCCGUCGCAGCUCAACGACGUGCUGUCUGCCGCCGUUGCCCGCAUCGACCACACGCGCGCCGUCAAGCUGCUCUCGGACCGCAACGAGCUCUCCCUCGUCAAGCCGUACCUGCAGCUCGUCCAGCAGAACGACAACAAGCACGUGAACGAGGCGCUCAACUCUGUGCUCAUUGAGGAGGGCGACUAUGAGGCGCUUCGCCAGUCCAUCGACAAGUACCAAAACUUUGACACCAUUGCGUUGGCGCAGCAGCUGGAGAAGCACGAGCUGCUUGAGUUCCGCCGCAUUGCUGCGUACCUCUACAAGGCCAACAACAGGUGGCAGCAGUCCAUUGACAUUUGCAAGCGCGACAAGCUCUUCAAGGACGCAAUGCAGUACGCUGCCGAUUCCCGCGACGCCGAGAGCGCCCUCUCCCUCCUCAACUACUUUGUCGAGAUUGAGAACAAGGAGUGCUUUGCUGCGUGCCUGUUCACGUGCUACGACCUGGUCAAGCCCGAUGUGGCAAUGGAGCUCGCAUGGCGCAACCGCAUGAUGGACUUUGCCAUGCCUUACUUCAUCAACGUCGUCAAGGAGUACACACAGAAGGUGGACAUGCUGUCGACGCACCACGCGGAGAGGAAGGCGGAGGAAGAGUCGCAGCCGCCGACGCCAAACAUGGGCAUGCAGCAGCUCAUGCUGACGGGCGGCCCCGGCGGUAUGGGCAUGGGCAUGGGCAUGGGUUAUCCGCAGCAGCAGCAGGGCGGCUACCCACAGCAGGGCAUGCAGUAGAUAGGCUCCUGGCAACACAGACACGCUGACAGACCAGCAAUACCAAACAAAAACCACCAACACCAAUAGCACACACCCCAACACACACUCUUCGUUUCGAUUGUCUUGCCACGCCGCUUGUUGUUGUUGUUGUCUCUGUUGGUGCUGUCGAUGAUGACGAUGCUUUGGCUGCUGUUGUGUUGAUGUUCCUUCCUUCCUUCAUGUCAAGUCUGUUCGUCCGUUGUUUGUUUCGUUUGGCCUCGCCAUUGUCGCUCGGUCGUGUUUGUUCCCUCUUCCCCAAGACAUUCUGUGCUUGGGUGUGACAUGUGAUGGACCCUCUCUCCGUCCGUCUCUCGUGCUGUUGUUUCCUCAGUCAUUGCUUGAUGUAGUGUGUGCACACGCGUGUUGUUCUCUCUCGUUCGUUGGAUGUUGGUUACACGGGUCCCUCUUGUGCAUGUGUUUUUCCUUUUGUGCUCGUGUUUGUUUGUUUGUUGCUCCUUUCCUCCCCACCAGCAUAUCCGUCCAAUGAACGCAUUCCAAACAAAAACCACGCAGCUGGUGGUGAUGGUGGUGAUGAUUGUGGUGAGUGGGAAGAUGUUGCGGCACGUU